This is a messenger RNA of Myxozyma melibiosi, 2375 nucleotides long. RefSeq names its product GTP binding protein. The record is from RefSeq and is a predicted model, not a curated record. Gene Ontology annotation, molecular function: translation elongation factor activity; GTPase activity; GTP binding. Bases 475 to 2298 code for a protein of 607 amino acids. The transcript has 3 exons. Gene Ontology annotation, biological process: translational elongation. Lineage: Eukaryota; Fungi; Ascomycota; Lipomycetes; Lipomycetales; Lipomycetaceae.
UUGGUUUAUGGAAUAGCUGCUACGAAACGUAUCUUGUAUUCAUGAUAGUGACGUCUACCUCCAUUGCAGACGCCCCAUUCAGCCACCGUCCUCUACAUCUACUAAGCUCAUAAACAAUCUGUAAACCAGCUCACUGGAUCAAACAAUCAACGUCAUAAUCAACCAAAAACCAGUUGAGAGUACAUUUCGUCGUACCUCGAUAAUCAUAGCAGUUGUGGUUUACGCGGACUUCUCCCAAUUAUCCAGGUGCCAAUAACACAGAAUCUACACAGCAUCCAUCCCGUACUAUCAAACCCAACACUGCAAAUCCUCCGCGGCCCAUCCACCUAAACCUCCGUCGCCAUCGAUAGCAAUCAGUCAUGUCCAAGCAUCUCCUCCAGAGUAUGAGUCAGACCUCGCUGGUUCCGACGCUGUACAUAAAAUCCGCAGUAUACGAUACAUGUGCAGAUCAAUUGCCAAGCGCGCUUUUGGAAGAUGACAUCCCUGAGUGAGUUCUCGGACUACGUGCACAAGAUCUCCGCCGAAUCGGCGGCGUCGGGCGCGAGCAGCACAGCAGCAGCAGCAACAACAGGAUCAAAUACGACAGGGAAAUCAGCUUCAGGAGCUAAAUCGGGACAAAAGCCAUCGGCAUCGAUACAAUCUGAGCUUGACGUCUUUUCCUCGCUGACCUUGUCCGAGCCGGCGACCGGCGCAACCGACGCCGCCCCGCGAUUAUCAUUCAUGACCUGUCUUCUCUCCGCCGACACCAACGCCGCCAACGCAGAGCAAGUGACUGCGACACUCAAAGACCUCAUACUCGACGGCCGAGGCGAGUGCGUCCUCAGAUUCGACCAGGACCCCGAGGAUCCGAGCAUAAAAGUCCAGCUGACCGCCGCCGAGUUUGCGAAAGCCGUGACGAAUCUGAAGGCGCUCUGCGCGCGGCCGCAGCUCGAGUGCGUGGUCACGGAUCUGUACGAGGCAGAGGAUCCGAAGACCGGGCUGAAGAAGGGCCAGGUGUUGGUGCGGGAGAGGAAUGUGUCGGUGUCGGAUUUGUUGGAGAUUAGGGUGGCUGUCGUGGGUAACGUCGACGCGGGGAAGUCUACCUUACUCGGCGUGCUUACAAAAGGCGGGCUCGACGACGGCCGCGGUAAAGCGCGGGUUAAUCUCUUUCGACACAAGCAUGAGAUCGAGUCGGGUAGAACCUCGAGUGUGGGGAUGGAAAUCAUGGGGUUUGACGAGGAAGGCAAAGUCGUUGGCGCGAAUGACGGGACCCGGAAAGCGUCGUGGAAAGAGAUUGUGGGUGGAAGUAGGAAAGUGAUUACGUUUAUCGAUUUAGCGGGCCACGAAAAGUAUCUGAAAACUACAGUUUUUGGAUUGAUGGGUGGAUCCCCUGACUAUGUUAUGCUCAUGGUUGGAGCGAAUGCAGGAAUGAUAGGCAUGGCGCGCGAGCAUUUAGGUGUAGCCUUGGCUCUCAACGUCCCUGUUUUCAUCUGCGUGACCAAAAUCGAUAUGUGCCCACCAAACAUUCUACAAGAAACCCUGACACAGCUGUCCAAGAUCCUCAGAUCCGCAGGAUGCCGCAAAAUACCACUGCUAAUCAACUCAUUCCAAGACGUCGCCGAAGCCUCGAUGACGUUCGUCUCGCACCGCGUGUGCCCGAUCUUUCAAAUCUCGAGCGUGUCAGGCGACGGCCUCGACCUCGUCCGCAUGUUUCUCAAUCUCCUGCCCUUCCACGGCCAAUUCGACACCACCGGCCCGUUCGAGUUUGAAAUCAACGACACCUUCUCCGUGCCCUUCGUCGGCACCGUCGUCUCGGGCGUCGUGACGAGCGGGAGCGUCAAGGCCGGCGACAACGUCUACAUCGGCCCCGACUCGCUCGGCCAGUUCGCGCUCUCGGCGAUCCGGUCGAUCGAGCGCAAGCGACAGCCGGUCGACGUCGCGCACGCAGGCCAAUCUGUCUCGUUUGCGAUGAAGAAGAUCCGGCGCCGCGACGUGCGCAAGGGGAUGGUAGUCUUGGCCGCGGUCAAGGACGCGCCGGGACCGCAGUGCGUGCGCGAGUUCUUGGCAGAGGUGUUGAUCUUGCAGCACGCGACGACAAUCAAGACGCGGUACCAGGCGAUGCUGCAUGUGGGCGCGGUCGCGCAGACGUGCGCUAUCGUCGGACUCGACCGGCCGUAUAUCAGGACCGGCGAUCGCGCGAUGGUGCGGUUUAGGUUCAUGCUGCGGCCGGAGUAUAUCAAAGCUGGGCAGAAGAUUCUGUUUCGGGAGGGGCGCACGCGGGGGCUGGGCGUUGUCAAGGAGGUGUUUUAUGGGUUUUAAUUGUGUUUAUUUCUGAUUUGUUUAUAUUGUAUUUUAUGUUGUGGUUGUUAAUAGCAGUCUUUAUCAAUUCCUAUUAU